GCGGUGGUGGGGGGGCGGGGGUCAGAACCUAGGAAGGAGAGAAGCUGGCUGCGAAGAUGGCCGACGGGGACAGUGGGAGUGAGCGCGGUGGCAGCAGUGGUGGUGUAGGCGGCGGGUUUCAGCACUACCAGCGGGAUCAGGAGACCCAGGAGCUGGCCUCAAAGCGACUGGAUAUCCAGAACAAACGCUUCUACCUGGAUGUAAAGCAGAAUGCGAAGGGCAGAUUCAUCAAAAUUGCCGAGGUCGGCGCCGGGGGCUCGAAAAGUCGGUUGACCCUUUCCAUGUCAGUCGCCGCCGAGUUCCGUGACUACCUGGGGGAUUUUAUAGAGCACUACGCCCAACUUGGGCCUAGCAGCCCCGAGCAGAUCGCUCAGUCAUCCGGCGGGGAUGACAGUGGGCCUAGGCGGGCCUUGAAGAGUGAGUUCCUGGUUCGAGAAAACCGAAAAUACUACCUCGAUCUGAAAGAGAACCAGCGGGGGAGGUUCCUCCGCAUCAGGCAGACCCUCAACCGAGGCCCCGGGUUCGGAGUAGGAAGUGGCGGAAUCCCGGGUGGCAUGCAGUCCGGACAAACCAUCGCCCUCCCGGCCCAAGGGUUAAUAGAGUUCCGUGACGCCCUAGCCAAACAUAUAGACGACUACGGAGGAGAUGACGAGGAACUUGCCGGUGGCGGAAGAGCAGGGGGCUACAGCGAGCUUCCGGAGGGCACCUCCAUCAUGGUGGACUCCAAACGUUUCUUCUUCGACGUCGGGUCCAACAAAUACGGAGUUUUCAUGAGGGUGAGCGAAGUCAAACCCAGCUAUAGAAACUCUAUCACUAUCCCGUUCAAAGCGUGGGGCAAGUUUGGAGGCGCGUUCUCCCGUUAUGCCGAUGAGAUGAAAGAGAUACAGGAGAGACCGAAGGAUAAAAUGUUUGAAAGGAGACCAGGAGGAGAAGAGUCGGAGGGAGACGAGGUGGACGACGAUUGAUUGAUCAAGCCGGCUGUGUAAUCUGAUCAAGCUGUCUGACAACGUGAUGCCAAGCUUGGAUAGAAGAAGAUCUAUUUUGUGCAUGACGUAUGAAUCGAACCUAAAUUAUAAAAAAAAAUAGUGGAGUACAUAAAGUAUAUUUGACUGAGCAAAACUGUCUAUAUAAGAGAAAUGCGUUAUAAAGGUUAGAUCUAUGUUUUUUUAUUAACUUUUAUUUAAUCAGAGGAGCCUAUUGAGACCAGAGUCUCAUUUUCAAUGGUGCCCUGAGGACAUAAAAUAAAAGAUAAAACUACAAGAUAGAAUAACAAGAUACAAUAACAAAUACAUUACAUUAAAACAUCACAGGCAUCAUAAAUAAAUAGUUAAAGUCAAUCAAUCAAAACAGUUACACACCUCAGUGAACUCAUUUAUCAUCAGGGUUUUAAACUGCCCUGGUGGCACCAGGUAAUUUGUGCUAGCUAAACAUUUAAAGACUGCAUUAACUAGUUGGCUCAUAUGAGAUUUUCCAUUGAUAAAAAAUAAAAUAAAAUAAAAAAUAAGAUUGUCCAUGUAAUAAGUAACCCCACUCAUGUAGCUAGCCCAGCAAAUCCAGUCUCACAAUGUUUCAGAACAUGACAUUAGGCCACUGGUCUCUUUUACCGGUAGAAUAUCUAUUUUUAACUUUAAACAACUCACUUGGACCGGAACUAUGUGCUGUAUAUAAUAAGAAAAAAGUUACAAUGUGGUGUUGCUGAGCAAAGAGAUGUGAAACUCAGCUUAUCUAAUACAUUGCUGUGUGUUCUGUCUUUUAAGUGGCUUGUACAGUCAGAGAACAACUGUAUUGUUUUGGAAGAAUUUGAAUCAUUGUUCUAAGUAGGACACAGAAUUGGGCAUAGACAGAACAGUGAGAAAAACAUAGCCUGGUCCCAGAUCUGUUUGUUCGGUCUUGCCAACUCCUGGGACCAGGCUAAGCAAGACAAACACCAAAUCAGCAUCAGUGCCCUAGUAACAGAAAGAAGUAAACAGCCCCAUUGGUUGGUUGGGGAAUCAUUGUGACCACAUGAGUGGCUGCAUGCAGUGUGUCAUGAAUUGAAAAGCAGGGGAUUCCCUCACCCUCCUUAAGGCUAUAAUGCUGCACAUCUCCCAUAUUAGAUGGUUGUUAUACUGGUUCUAUGAUCUUUCCAUACAGUCUAUGGUUCUGUCUUUUGGCCUGUGUGCCUGUAGGAAUGAAUAUGAUCUAUCUAUGGACAUUUUACUAGGACGAGACCUGUGCCUGCCCUGUAUUGUCAACCACAAGGAUGGGAGGGAGUCUUGAAUGUCAAAUCCAGCAACCUGUUAGAUCUUGGUGACUCCGAAGGAAGAUGGCUUAAGCUAGGAUGACUGGCUCUGGUCAUUUUUUUAGGGCUGGUUUCCCGGACACAGAUUAAACCUAGUCCGGGACUAAACUAUGCUCAAUGCAGAAUCUCCAUUGAAAUAUAUUUUCAGUCCAGGACUAGGUUUAAUUUCUGUCUUAAACCAGGUCUUCCAUUGAUACUGGAAUCGAUCAAGUCAUAAAGGGAUUUGCCUUGAUGACUAGUGUAGGAUUAUAAGUCAUUUGGGUCCUUAAUUCUUGAACUUGGAUCAUUAACAACUAAAAGAAACAUCUGUUUCUUGUAAUAUUGGUGCUGUCUUAAAUGUACUGUAGGGGAUAUUAUACUUAAAAAUAUCAAUUAUAGAUAUAAUUAUUUUUCAAAAGAAAUAUAUAGAAAUAUGUCUAUUAGAUGAUAUCUAUAUGUAAAAUGAAUUGAGUAUUGCUGCCUAAACUAAACUGGUGUAAGCUAUUUAAAACACUAAAGCUUGGAUGCAAUCAUCCAGGCAGACUUCUAACAUUCAUUUAUUCCCUGAAUGAAAAAUGAAGAGCAUAGAACACAAUAGUGAUGACAUUAACAAACAGAUUUAUUUUUUAAUUGUACACAAUGCACUUCGAAUCCAGUCCCAUUCAAGUAGUCUGUCUCUCAAUCUGUCCUCACUUCCAGUCCAUUGGACAGAAAGAAUAUCCAUCAAGCCCCUUCUCUCAAUCCAUCAGUUUUCAAUUUUCUCUUUCAAGUUGGUACUCUUUCAGCUGACAUUAACAUGUGACUAAACACCAUCCAGGCUUGUUAAUUCAGUGGUUGGUCCUCUAAGUAUUUUAACAUGUUGCAUGCCUCCUCCUGUAUAGGACUGCCUUGUGUUCUUUUAUUUUCCAUUAUAUUGAUUGCUGUAUGUUGGUGUUUAUAAAAAAAAAAAAAAAAGUUUGGGACAAUGAUCAAAAGUUUAAUUCUGGUCAACAUACAUACAAAAAGUAAUGGCAUUCAUAACCUUAUUCAGGAAAUUACAUAAUUGUCAACAACAACAACCAUCACAUUUCCCUCUGUGAGCCUUCUCCUAUUAGCUUUACUUUACCCUACAGCAUAGCAGGAGAGAAUUCGUCAUACAAACAACAUCUGGGAGCAAUAGUUUUUUUUUCUACUGAUAUACAAAUAUUAUAUAUACACAUGACUUUGAACUACAACUUUAUUCCUGUAUUGUGUUCCAUGAAAUGGCAGCUGUUUCCCUUGUGAGUUCUGCUGUAAUAUUCUACCAAGUUCCUUUCAACGGUAAAUAAAAAAGUUCUUUGCUGAG
Molecule: messenger RNA, 3584 nt
Organism: Coregonus clupeaformis (lake whitefish)
Lineage: Eukaryota; Metazoa; Chordata; Actinopteri; Salmoniformes; Salmonidae
Product: transcriptional activator protein Pur-beta-like
Exons: 1
Coding region: 57-965 (302 amino acids)
Biological process (GO): regulation of transcription by RNA polymerase II
Cellular component (GO): nucleus
Molecular function (GO): DNA-binding transcription factor activity, RNA polymerase II-specific; RNA polymerase II transcription regulatory region sequence-specific DNA binding; purine-rich negative regulatory element binding
Source: RefSeq, a predicted model, not a curated record